AUGCAUGCCGGCAAGGAAAAAAGGCCAUGCAAUACUGUAACAACUUAUGGUGGCAUUGAAAAUAUUAAGAAAAAUAUUAUUAAAAGUAAUAUAAAAGAAGUUAUACUUGCAUGUUCAGCAGCAUCAUGCAGUAAAACGCAGUACUGUAAUACUUACGGUUUAAUUAAUAAUAAUAGAAAUAAUAAUUAUAACAACAGUAAGCAAUAUUUUAAUAAGAAUACUAUUCGUAACUGCUCGACACAAAGCGCAGUAAGAAAUAAUUAUCAAUCAAAACUACUGCUCAUAGGAAGUCAUCAUAGUACUAAUGAUGAUUCGAAAAGUAUAAAAUUUAAAAAACCAUUGGAUAAUUGCUUAAUUUUGAAGAAAUAUAGACGUCAAGCGUUACUUUCUACACAUUAUUAUCACAAAAAGUCACUAAUAAAAGCAAGAAAAAAGGAUUUAUUCAAAAGUUAUUGUAAAAAGCAGAAAAUCGUUUACAAAUCAUACCGUAAUCUCAGACGUACUUCUUCCUCGCAUUUAUGUAAUACUGCCUCAUCAUUAUCAUCAUCAUCAUCAUCAUCAUCAUUAUCCUCAGUUCCAUCCAACAAUUGUUAUUUACAAAAACGGCAUAUUUUGCAUGCAAAUUUUAAAUUAUUCAUUUACUGGCACGCGAUUUCGUUGUUAGCUUGUUUUGUAGCAACAGGAAUUUGUGUACGUGCAGCGGUUAGUGAAUCUUCGUUUAAUUUGCAUAAUAUGAAUUCUGUAAAAGAAGAUAUAUCUAAUCUUGCGCAGCAUUUGACAUCAACUACUAAUCCAAGUACAGUUGUCAACACUGUUGGCACAACGUUUAUACAUGAAAAUCCAUUUUUGAAGUAUUCACGUUCUACUCUGGUACGUCUAGGAUUAUCAUCGGAUACAAUUUGUUAUAUUUGGUCAUCGCUUACGCCCUUUGAUUUAUGCAAAUUAUCACCUUGGCAACGUUAUCAGUUUUUACUUAAAAUUUCCAUAUUCAAACGUGAUUGUUCAGAAGAUAAUAAUAUAAAAGCUGCACAGUUAUUUCGUCUAAACGUGAAAUACGUUAAUAACGAAGCGGAUCUUCAAAUGCUUGCUAAAUUUUUACAUGAAGACAAUGAAGGACAAGCUUGUAUUUUGGCUCCAUCUGGUGCUCAACAGUGCCUUUCUUGCUUUCAGAAGGUUGAUCGAGGUAUAAAACAGGUAGAUAAAGCAUAUGAAAAAUUUAAUCUUACUUUACACCGAUUUGAUUGUUUACUGGCGGUCGAUACAGCGAGUGCAACAAGGCCUUUUUCACCGAAUGGUUCUUGCAGUGAUUGCAAGGUCCACAAUUUUUAUUUUCAAUCUUUCACAAAAAAAUAUUCCUUUUAA
This is a messenger RNA of Thelazia callipaeda (thelaziosis nematode), 1362 nucleotides long. Lineage: Eukaryota; Metazoa; Nematoda; Chromadorea; Rhabditida; Thelaziidae. The record is from the annotation of a GenBank genome assembly.